AUGACAGAUAAUGUGUUUUCUUUAAAAAACGAUGAAUUUUAUGGUUUUAUUCAUACAUUAGUUGGACAACAAAUAGUGGACAUUUUAAAGUUUCAAUCAAUAACAUCUACACAAUCUUUAAUUCGAUAUCCAAAUAUUUUUGAUAUAUUUAAUAUGAAAUGUUCAGAGCCUGAUUUCCUGUCGAUUAGAAAAACGUCAUGUUUGGAGCUUGAAGAUGGUCAAUUUAUCGUAAAAGUCGGAUUAAUUAAUAAUUUAAAUUAUUUACUUGAUUUUUUAAAGCAACAACAAAACAAAAUUAGUGAAGAUAGUUAUAUGGAUGUAGAUUCAAACUUAACAUUCGAUUUUAUCAACAAACAUCCAUUGUUAAAAAACUUGGUUCUUUGGUAUCAACGAAUUGAAAGUGAAGGUGUUACUAAUACAGACAAAAAUGGUUUUUUAAUAGAUUUUAUUAAUACUGUUACUAAUAACUUGACAAAAUCAAGCAAUCAUUUUCGAUACAGUGACAAAAUCAAGGACUUCGCUUUAUCGUUAUAUAUUUUAGGUGGAAAAUUAACGUAUGAAUUUAUUCGAUUAAAUAUACCCGGCUCUUUACCAAGUUUAACAAUGUUGACUACAUUAAUUUCAAAUUCAAAUUUAAAAAUUAGUGAAGCAGAAUUUCGAUUCGAUCAGCUUCAAAAACAUUUUGAGAAUCUGAAUCUUCAAUAUGCAUUUGGUUCUGAGGAUGCCACUGGUGUUAUUAAAAAAAUAAAAUAUGAUUCAAUAACAAAUAAAUUUAUUGGAUUUCCUACGCCACUUGAUCAUGGGGUACCAAUUAAAGAAUAUUAUCACACUGAUUCAUUGGAUACAUUGAAGUUAUGGUUCAAUUCAAUUGAUAAAUCAUCAUUAUUAAAUGUACAUAUGAUUCAACCAGUACAAUCAACAACUCAAAACACAAUUCCAAGUCCUUUUUUACUAUCAGCAUAUGGUAUUGAUAAUACGGCUACAGCGAAUGAUAUAUUACAAAGAUGGUGGUAUAUAUUCAAUCAGUGUUUACAAAGAAAUAUAAGAAUUAUUGGUUUUGCUACUGAUGCUGAUGCUAAAUAUGUACGUGCUAUGAGAUUAAUGAGUGGAUUUUUUGCAUCUCUUCCAAAUUUUCCAGUUCAUCAACAUCA
Rotaria sordida is the source of this 1151-nucleotide messenger RNA. The record is from the annotation of a GenBank genome assembly. NCBI's taxonomy places the organism in Eukaryota, Metazoa, Rotifera, Eurotatoria, Philodinida, Philodinidae.